Molecule: messenger RNA, 4907 nt
Organism: Sphaeramia orbicularis (orbiculate cardinalfish)
Lineage: Eukaryota; Metazoa; Chordata; Actinopteri; Kurtiformes; Apogonidae
Product: ras-related protein Rap-1b
Exons: 8
Coding region: 218-772 (184 amino acids)
Biological process (GO): Rap protein signal transduction
Cellular component (GO): membrane
Molecular function (GO): GTPase activity; GTP binding
Source: RefSeq, a predicted model, not a curated record
AUGGCGGGCGUGAGAGCUAACUGUCUGUCCGUGUGACUGUCUCGCGCUGGCAGAGGUCUGUCUUCUUCCAGUCUACAGUUUGUCUCCGGUCCCGCGGUCCGUUAGCGGGGUCUGUUGGCACAGUUGGCCGGGUAGGGAGUCUUCUAAGGCGGGUACAGAGCUGCGGAACUCCCGCUGCUUUGCUAGAAGAAAAAGGGGAGGAGGACAGACAGUCAGGAUGCGUGAAUACAAACUGGUUGUUUUGGGAUCAGGAGGUGUCGGCAAGUCAGCUCUGACUGUCCAGUUCGUUCAGGGAAUCUUUGUGGAGAAAUACGACCCAACGAUAGAGGAUUCUUACAGGAAGCAAGUCGAGGUUGAUGGGCAGCAGUGUAUGUUGGAGAUCCUGGACACAGCAGGAACAGAGCAGUUCACUGCAAUGAGAGACCUGUACAUGAAAAACGGUCAGGGCUUUGCUCUGGUUUACUCUAUUACAGCCCAGUCCACCUUCAAUGACCUUCAGGACCUCAGAGAACAGAUCCUCAGAGUGAAGGACACAGAGGAUGUUCCCAUGAUCCUGGUUGGAAAUAAAUGUGACCUGGAGGUGGAGCGUGUGGUGGCUAAGGAGUCUGGCAACGGCCUCGCCCGCCAGUGGAACUCCUGCGCUUUCCUGGAGACCUCAGCCAAGAGCAAGAUCAAUGUCAAUGAGAUCUUCUAUGACCUUGUGCGACAGAUCAACAGGAAGAGUCCGGCUCCAGGGAAAGCUCGCAAAAAGUCCACCUGUCAACUUCUCUAAUGACACUUUCUGCUCACCUGACCGACUACCAACCAAUCACAGGGACAUCUUCCAGCUGGCCAUGCCCCUUUAACACAACUAUGUCAUCAUCAACAUCAGCCACCUCUGACCUCUGUUCCCAUGACAACCACAUCUCCCACCCCCUCACCACACUGUCUAAGAGACUGUUGCCUUGGAAACAUUAAAACCAAACAUCAAAAACUGUGGCUGCUUUGAUGAUGAUAACGAUGAUGAUGAAGAGGAUGAUUCUGCUGUUGCAAGAAUGGGGCUGUCCAAACAACUGCCCAAUUUAAAAACCACAUUUCCCACGAUGCCCUCUGUUAUGCCAUUUUGCGCUUGGAAGUGGCUUAUUGCUUUUAAUUUUAAAUAUUUCUUUGCUUUCUUUUUUAAAUGUUUUUCCAGCAGUCCCGAGCCACUCGCAUGCAGUUUGACCACUUCACUGUCAGCCUUGACGAUGUCACAGGGAACAGGGCUGACUGUGUGUGUGUGUGGCUCUGGUUGAACCUGUGGAUCCUUACAGUGAUUAUUAUUACAGUGGUUAUAAUUAUGAUUUUUGUGAAAUGAUUUAAAGUCAUGUAAUGUUUUUGGUUUUUGGUUUGGGGGCUGGGGUGGGGUGGGGGUGGGAUAAGGGAUGCAACAGGUCAUGGUCUCAGCUCACCGCACCAGUAGCUUUGUGUUAGCAUUAAUUACUAUACAAAUGUCCUGUUUGAUUAGUGUUAGCUUUUUAGCAUGUUCUUCCAAACUGGAUCUACAAUACAUACAUACCAUUUUGUGACUCACUGCUAAGCAUUAACAUCAUUACUGUCAUUAUUAGCAUUAAUAGCAAUUCCCCAAGGAAAACCAAAAUUAGCCCCUAACUCAGGAGGCUAGCCGAAUAUAUUUGAGUAUUGUGUGAAUGCUAAUGAAGCAAACAAAAAAAUGCUGAUUGUUAGCAUUGUACCAGUGAAACUAUGUGUAAACAGUUUUGGGUCACCUGUUCUUCCACGUGCUAAUCUAACAGGUGUGUGAGGGGUGUUAGCUUAAUUGUUAUUAUCUUAAACAAAUGUUAGCUGCUUGUCCUAGUGGCUAAUGGAAUAUGUUGGGAGAAUUGUGAGGGAAUGCUAACAAAGCAACACUUCAAUCGUGUUGAAGUGUUAUCGUUUGUGAUUUGUGCUUGUAGCUUUUGACUGAGCGGCAAACAGAGUUUGUUAUGGUGUUUAGGAUGUUAGCAUAAUUAGGAUGUCAUCAAAGCUGGGGAAAGACCAUCCUGUUGGUUUAAUAGGACUGUAUUAACAGUGUUGUGAUGUGAACACCACUAAGUCAUUGCAUGUAGAGCACCAACAACUAAAAAGCUUUCUCAUCAGAUGUCUGUGGAAUAGCUUCUCCUGCUGGAAGCUUAUACCAUGUAUUUUCAGUGCUGAGAGGGAAUACUAAAUAAGCUAACACAGUGUCUGUGCAGUGUGAUUAGAAGAAACAAAUGGAGGCUUGUUACUGUGUAAAUAGUGUAUUAGGAAUAUUGUGAGGAAGGGAACUAGUUCUCAAGAACAGUUUCAAAACACCAACUAUGAAAUGUUAGUAACUGAAGAAUGUCUGUUAAGAAAUCAUAGAUAUGUUAACUGAGAAUUGCUUGUUGGAAUGUAUUGGGUAUUAGUGCCAGAAGGAUUUAGGCUAACAUUCAGUGUAGCAGUGCGGUGAGCUGACUCUAGAUCUGCUGCUCAGGGCAUACAUGUUGCCUUCAAACAGCAGACUCACACUGGUCCAGUACCCUCCCUAUAUAUCUAUAUGUGAGUGUAUGUGUUUGCUUGUUGUGAGUGUGUGUGAAUGUGGAUGUUGAUCUGCCACAUAACAACAAAGAACCAGGCCAGUUUCUGUGACAACCCUUAAAACCCAGGAGGCUUUUUGUGUUAUAUUUACUGAGCAGGGCAGGCAACAAGUGUUGUUUCUGUCUUAUUAACCUUAUUAUUACCUGAUUAUUAACGUUAUUAAUACAACACAGCUGAGAGGGAAACAUUGACUUAGGAGUGAUGAUGGAUAUAGUGAGCCAGAAUGAAGUGGUAAAAACACAAGAAAACUCCAUGAUCUUAUUCAGAGUAUGUGCUGAGCCUCAUCCCAUUAGUCUUUAGAGUAAUGGUGAAGUUUGAUAGACAAUGUCAUAUUUACAAUUAUGGUAGCAGUUGUCCAUCAGAAUUUCCCACAAGCAGACACCAUCUUUGUGAAACGUCAGCAACUGGACAGACUGAGGCUGGUGGAAUGGAUGUGUGGAUUUGGCCCUAAAUCCAGAUAUUUCUGUUACUGUAGUGUUUUUAGAUGUUCUGCAGAGAUUAGCACCUACAUUUGAAAAGUCUGAAAAAGGCUGGGAAAAAGCUACCAUGAUGUCUUAUUAUAUACAAAAAUGUAAUGUAUGGAUUUUUUUUAUUUUUCUUUUUUGAUGUUUAGAAACAACACUGAUGUUUUUACAACAGAAGACGCCAGGGAAGUUGUCCUUUUUUUUUUCUUUUUUUUUUUUUUUUAGGAAGACAGAUGAAAGGAAUUCUCAAUGAAAGACUAUUGAACAGAGGUUAGACAGAAAAUUAUAUCAGCACUAGUUCUUCCUCUAUAACUAUUUUAAAGGGAAGUCCAGACCUAACCAAAAAGUGGAGCCUGUACGUUGCCAUACCUUUGUGUCCUCAGUUUUAUGUUGGUUGAGUGAUGGUGGCUAAUGCUAACAUGGUGAAAGUGUUAAUAUGGAGCAAAGGGACACUUAGUUUUGGUUUCAGUGUUGUUACAUGUUAAAGGAGAACGUUUAAUCUCAGUGUUUUUUUUAAUGUCAGUACAGCUGAGGGUGGAAGUUGGGCUUGAAGUGGGAGUCCCACCACCAUGUUUUUGUAGGUGUGGCCUGUUAAGCAGCCAGAGAACGCCUUUAACUAUCCGUUACCGUUGAAAUGUGAUGGCUUACAUAAAAAGUUGGACCGCCCAGUGACCUUUGUGAGAAUGCUGUGCACAGUUGUAGUAUCUGAAAUGCUGCAGUACAGUGUCGUACUGCUGUCAGUAUUCUGGUUCUCCUCCAGUGUGUUCAGUCAUGUAGCAUGUUUAUGUUUCUGUCAGUACUCACUCUGACCUCCAGGAGGUGCUGCAGCACUUUGCAUGCCGAGCAGAGGCUUCCAGGAGAUGGUCUGUUUGCAGCCAUGACCCAGCAUUUCCAAAAAAGAAAAGAAAGCCUGCAGGUGUUUUCAAAAAACCUAUUCUUUGAAAACACCUCCAAAACGUUACAAUGUAAAGUUGGGUGGAUGAGCUUAUUACUGCUCCCUUUGGAUGCAUGUUGAUGACAACCUAAGUUGUUCUUUGUGUGUUCUUCACAUCAAACAGGGGGGAGCAAAACCAGAAUAACAGACGCUGUGGUAGCAUUUGUCAUUUCAUGAAUUUUGUUGGUAUUAUAAUGUUUGACUGGGAUUAAAUAGAUAUGUCACAUUAAUGUGUCAGAGCUAAAGGUCUUAAUAUGUUUCAAAUGAAUAAGUUGUCAAACUACAAGAGCUUUUGAAUGAUCUCAUGUUGCACAUUUAUAAAGCAUAAUCACUGGGUAAAUGAGUGCAAUUGCUUUUCAAUUGAAGAAAUUGUUAAUUACGCCUGCAGAAAGGUGCUUUUUAACGCUGUUAUGCAAUCUAUUGUGAGCUCUGCAUUUGAAGCAUACUGAGGCCUUUAUCCCAAUGUAAACGUUGGUUAAAGGAUAUUUUGAUUCUCAAUUUUUCAAUUUUUCUGUCUGAGAACAAAAAUUCCAUAUGAAGAUUUAAACAGAUUUUCUGUAGUGUAAAAUCCCACUAUUUCAUAUAAGACAUCAACAAAUAUAUUGUCUAUAUAUGUGAUUGUUCCGAGCCAGAUAAUGAAAAAUUGUGUAUCCUUUAGGAUGGAUAUAUUUUUUUACUUUUGAUGCAGCAAGUCUAGCCAUGUCUCUCUGCUUCCAGUAUCUGUGUUUAGCUAAGCUGAACACAUGUUGGACCUAUUUCUGCACUGGACUUAGAGAUUAAACUGAUUAUAAUUUUCUUAUCUGAGGCAAACGAGUUGUGUAAAGUGGAACUGAAGUGAUGAGUGCAACCACAGCCACAUGCAAACUGGAAUGAUUCAUUCACAUUGAGAAGAAAUUAUUUUACAUUGCUGAAAUAAAUCUGCUUCUUUUUCUCUG